This is a messenger RNA of Scatophagus argus, 5812 nucleotides long. RefSeq names its product peroxisomal biogenesis factor 5-like b (gene pex5lb). The transcript has 15 exons. Gene Ontology annotation, molecular function: protein binding. Gene Ontology annotation, cellular component: peroxisomal membrane; cytosol. Lineage: Eukaryota; Metazoa; Chordata; Actinopteri; Scatophagidae. The record is from RefSeq and is a predicted model, not a curated record. Bases 2249 to 4048 code for a protein of 599 amino acids. Gene Ontology annotation, biological process: protein import into peroxisome matrix, docking.
GAGAGAGAGAGAGAGAGACAGAGUCUUCAGACAAUAUGAGUUUUGGACCAACAGUGUUUGGCUCUCAGAAUCACAAGAGUGUAGGAGACCUUCUCCUUCAUCUUGUUCCAUGUGUUGAAGGUUAGUUUGCCCAGGUGUUUGGCCUCAUCUCAGAGCUCCUGGGAGCAGAUGUGGCUCAUCCAGCAGGUGGCGCUGCUGGUCUCUUUAACUCAGCAGCUCCAAUGGGAAAUCAGUCAGUCUUGUCUUGUCAUCUGUACUUCAGAAGGUUCUUUGUUGGUUUCUUUCACUUUGAGUCUUUGAUCUUUGAAACUCUUGUUUGGUUUGUGGAUUCAGCAGAUGGUUGAAGUGGUGGCGUUCCCUGAUAAACGCUAUCUGCCACUUUAACUGAGAUAUGACAUUCACUUUUUUGGCCUUUGGCACCUUUUAAAUUCACUGUCACCUGGAUAUGGCACCUGUUCUGUAGUGAAGUCAGGGAACUCGACUCUCUGUUGAGGCGAACUGGAGGAAACCGAUGAGCUGAGCAGACCUUUGAGUCGAGUGCUGUUGGGUCGUCAGGACGGGACCCUAUGUCGUGUGGGCCUAACGAGACGUCCUGCUGAAAGGCUUUAUGGUGUCUGUCGGUCCUGUGAAUCCUGGACUCUCCCUGGGGGUCGAUCAUGCUGCCACCGCAGGAUUAUCACACAUUAGAGGGGAUUGUGGGUAAUGGUUUAACCCAGAUGUUUGAUUCAGUAAUCUGACCCUCCAGAUGGUCUGAACCUGGACUCAGGAGCACAUGUCUCAAAAGGGAAACCCUGAUUCAUAUGAUAAGUGACAACCCACUUCAGAAUUUAUCUUGUCGUGCCAGAGGGAAAACUUUUUUUCAUGAGAAACUGAGCAGGACAGCAUUUAGCUUCCAAACAGAUGUUGACAUCUUCAGGUUUUGCUCAGCAGAACAAACACAGACGAACGGGUUCGUCCCUCCAUUUUGUGACUUAACUGACAAAGAUGAUCCGUGUGUAUGAUGGAGCAGGAAAAGUCGCCAUGUUUCUGUGUCAGGAAGCAGUUUGUUGACUUUAACUGACACUUCCUGUGAGAACACAUCAGGUGUCUGUUUGAAAUAAAUACUUCAUCCGCAGGAUUCAGUUAAACUCCUCAGGUGCUCCUCCGGUUUCAUGUGUCAAGUAGACAACAAGUGUAAAAUUGCCAGUAAUGCAGUUUUGCUUUCAAAAUAAAAGCAUACGAUACUUAAAAAGCUAAAACGUUUAUUUAGAAUAACAUAUUUUCAUUCAAAGUGCUGACAUACAGGAUUAAGCAUUAAGAAAUUUUUCUCUAAGCUUCCAUUUUGUCAUUCAUGUUGAGUCUCUGAUCAAACAAUUUGAAAUUAUACUGUGGCUCCACCUACCAAUCACUACGGCACAGACUCUGGCUCCAAAUGACAUCACAAGAACAAGAUGGCAGCACUUGAAUCAGGGAUGUUUUGGCUUCACUUUUGUACAGUGGAAGGAAGAAGAGACGUGUCGGCCAUCUUUAUGUGUGAGUGGUUAAACAUCAUGUUAGUUCUGUCUUUAAUGCACACGUGCAUUUUAGUUGAAUAUAGUUUGGAACAAUGAUGACUAAAACCGUAAAAAAAAUAGGAAGACAAUGUAAGACUUGAAAUUUUUGGUAUAAAUUCAUCGCGGACAAAUGAGUUUAAGCGAGAAUAAGAUUGACCAAGUUGUGUGGGCAGACAGAUAAUAUUAAACUUCCUCUUUUUUUAGGUUUGAAUUUCAUCAUCUUGAAUUCUGUUAAACGCAUCAAGGUGGGGGCUAUGAGCAACGCUUUUAUUGUGAAAUCCUUACAGGAAGUGGCUGUGUUUAGCUCUGAUAACUUGACGUCGGAGCAGCUCGCGACGAGCUCGGCUCUGCUCGAUUUGUUUUCAUCCCGCCCUCCAGCGGAGCAGAGCGAGAUGAAAACCACAUCCCGGAGCGUUCGGACAGGCGAGACCGAGCGGGACGUCGGCUUCAUUGUGUCCGGGUUUCAGAGCUGAGAGGCCCGGAGAGACACCGCGCUGUGGCGGACUGCUGGCGGAUCUGACUCAGAGACAUGUACCAGGUCCAGCUGGUGAUGGAGCUCAGCGGCUCUGACGGCGCCAUCUGACUGUCGCUGCUGUUAUCAGAGAGAAGGAGGAAGUGACGACGGCGUUGAGUCCUGCUGUUAGACUGAAGGCCCAUCAGGUUUUCAUCUGAACCGUCAGUGACCAUGUGGGGGGAAAAGGGAAAGGGUCGUUGCCAUGGUGCUGAAGGAGCUUCCUGGUAAAAAGGCAUCUGCAGAAGGAAACCCCCUCCUCACCGUGACAACCAAGCUGGUCCGGGAGCAGCAGGAGAGUCGACCCCUGCUGAGUCCCUCCAUCGAUGACUUCCUGUCAGAGAGCCGGAGCGAUGCCUCCUCCACCCGACCCCUCACCUCCAACACAGCAGUGCUGUCCACAACUCUGGACCUGGUGGACCUCAGUGAGCCAGGGGAGGGCAGCGGGGGCAGCUCUGGUGGCAGCAGCGGUAGCAGCAGUAACAGGGACCGGAGGAGGAGCCCUCUGAGGAGGAAGGGCAGCUCAAGGAGCCCUCGGCGCCGGACAAGACCUGAGGAGACAGAGCUGAUCCAGGUUGAGGUGGAGCACCUGCCUGCCAGUCCCAGAACACCUGAGAGGAUCUCACUGGACUCAGUCAGUCUGUCGUCUCCUCUGGAUAAAUGGGACGAAGUGAACCUGGACAUGGAGGACGAAGGGCGCAGGAGAUACGAGAAGAGAUGCACCUCCCACCACUCGUCCAGUGAGCUGCUGUGGUGUGCAGAGUUUAAAACGGAUCCUCUAACAAAGAACUCCUUCGACAUCCACAGCUUCGAUGACCUCGACUUCACCUCUUCUUCUCAGGACUGUGGAGCAUCCAGACAGCGCAGACGGACUCGUUCCCUGUUGUCCAGAAAGGAGUCUCUGGAGGACGAGUUUGUGAGAGCGAAGGCUGCUGUGGAGUCGGACACAGAGUUCUGGGACAAGAUGCAGGCCGAGUGGGAGGAGCUGGCUCGGAGGAACUGGCUAGAGGAGUCUGAGGACCAGGGUCCAAUCCCUCCCACUGUCUCACCUGCCGAGAAGGGUUACUACUUCAACUCCAAAAACCCAUACCGAGACUGGCCCAAUGCCUUCGCCGAGGGCCAGGAGAAGGCUCGGGAGGGAGACCUGAAUGCUGCCGUCCUGCUGCUGGAGGCCGCCAUCCUGCAGGACCCGCAGGACUCUGAGGCCUGGCAGCUUUUAGGGAUGACUCAGGCUGAGAACGAGAACGAACAGGCCGCCAUCGUGUCGCUGCAGAGGUGUCUGGAGCUCCGCCCCAACAACCUCCCGGCUCUCAUGGCGCUGGCCGUCAGCUUCACCAACGGUGGCAUGCAGCAGGAAGCCUGUGACGCGCUACGCCGCUGGAUCUGCCACAACCCCCGAUACAAACACCUGGUCCUAGACAGCAGGAGCCCGCUACAGGGUUCCCCAGCCACACCUCGCAAGGGUCCCCCCACCCCAACCAGCUCUGAGCUGCAGGACGUGCUGCUUCUCUUCCAGGAUGCGGCUCUGCUGAAUGUGGACUGUGUGGAUCCAGACCUACAGACUGGACUGGGAGUCCUGUUCAACCUGAGCUCCGACUUCAACAAGGCUGUGGAGGCUUUCACUGCAGCCCUGUCGGUCAGACCACAGGACUACCUGCUGUGGAACCGUCUGGGAGCAACGCUGGCCAACGGGGACCGCAGCGAGGAGGCAGUGGAGGCGUACACCAGAGCUCUGGAGCUGCAGCCCGGAUUCAUCCGGUCCAGGUACAACCUGGGAAUCAGCUGCAUCAACCUGGGAGCUCACAGGGAGGCGGUCAGUAACUUCCUGACGGCUCUGAACCAGCAGAGGCGGAGUCAGCGCUGUAGCCACCAGCAGAUGUCGGCUAACAUCUGGGCCGCCCUGCGAAUCGCCAUCUCCAUGAUGGACCGACCCGAACUGUUCCAGGCUGCCAACAUCGGGGACCUGGACCUGCUGAUGAGGGCCUUCGAUGUGGGUGACGUGUGACCGAAGGUGGUUUGAUGGAGUUCAUUUCAGAGGAAAUGUCUCCGGUAGCAGUGCACACAGUCACAGAAAGACCUUUUCAGUGUAAGAGCACAACCCUUCAGCUUCCUGUCAGAACUCAGUUUCUAAAUCUGCGCUGAGAUCAGUGAGGCUGCGUUUGUUCAGUUUGUCUGCACUUUCAUUUCCUUUUGACAAGUUAGAGCUUAAAAGCCAUUCAGAGUUCAUCAGAUGUUAAAGAGCCCCUUCACAGAGUAGCACCUGCGACCCACAAUGAUGUCACAGUGUACCAGCACACCUGGAGUCUGCGUGAGGGCGACAGGCUCCGUCGCAGGUAAACCACAGGGCUGCUCGGUCACUCUUUAAAGGUUUUUAUUUUUGAUCGCAUUUGAACAUGACCCCUCGGCUUUGAUUUGAACUCAGCUCUUCCUCCGUGUUCACCUCUACGUGACGUCACUCAAACGAAUUCUUCCACAAAGGUUCCGACCUCCUUUAACCCUUCAGAUGUCUUUAAUAUCUUAUAGAAUGGAAGAGUUAACAAAUAAAACAUUUGUAAUAAGUUUCUUUUUUGGAUGAGAAACGAGCUGAAGGAGGUCAGUGACGAUGAAAAGGAAGAGUUCUCACUCCUGUGACUGUCAAAAUAAAACAAUGACUCAACUGAUUCUGAUGAGAUUAAAACCUGCACUUUGUCACCACCUGAAGUACUCUGAGGUACUCUGAGGUACUCUGAUCCACGCUCGUCUUUUCCUCUGAGCUUUAUGAGCCUUCUUCCCUUUAAACCUUUAAAGCCAUAAAACCUCAAAGCUGAUGGUCAUGUGACCGUCAGUGUCACCUGUUGUGUUGCUUCCUGAGCUCCAGAGAAACAAGCUGAACGCGUCUGAACUCGACUGUUCCUGUUGGCUUUCUGUCCUGUCAGACGUUCCUGUUUCACUUCGUUGUUUUAUUCGGACGGUCUGGUUUCUCACUUCCUUCCUGUUGUCGACUCUCAGGUGAAUCUUCUGACAAGCAGUUUGUCUGCUUGAUGCAUAAAACACACAAAUGACAGACGCAACCGACCAGCACCAAACGCGACUCCUGAGUUUGUUACAGCUUCGGUUUUCUGACCAAAUUUUAAUAUAUGAACCUGAAGAAGUGAACUUUGAUGGCUUCAGUCGACUGCUGAGAGCUCAGAGCGAGCAGGAAAAACACUUUGACAACAAACAUCAGCUCAGCACUUCACCCGAAUCCGACCAGACGUGAAGACAGUAACAACCACCUGCACAGGAAGCAGCAGAAAACUAAAGCGGUUAACUUCAUAGAACUUUAGAGCAGUUUGACCCACAGGAAAAAGAUGAGAACCUAACUUGAAGCAGCAGCAGGCGAGCUGACGCACGUGUCAGUUCACGUGUUACUGCCGAUUAAAGGGAGGUUUCACAAACUUUAAUCACUGUUCAGAGCAGGUUUUGGAACACAGUCAGAGAUUUAGAACAUUUCUCUCUGGUUUGGUUUGACUGUCAAAGUGUCUGAAUCAUUCGCAGGAAGGCUGAUGUUCUGUCUGAGACGUUUAAAGUUUUCACACCUGAGCAGUAGAGUGAAGUACACAGCCUGUAUACACCUGUGUACACACACACACACUCACGUUACAGUAGUGACAAGUUUUCCUUCGAGCGAUGUGAUUGGUUGAUCAGCAGCUUCGUACCUUCAUGUUUCUGUAAAUGACUGUACAGACAAUAAUCACAUGUAAACUGAUGACAUUUUAGAAAUUAAACAACUCAUUGAGAACCUGAAAAA